GCUAGCGUUGCAUUUAAAAUCUCUCAUCGUCACCGUAUAUGUAAAAAAAAGAGAAAAAAAAUUAUUACAAAUAUACAUUCAAAUUACGAUCUUUUUUAAGCUGGCCGAAUUGUUCUAGUAAAAUGCCCCAACGAAGUAAAUAAAGCAGCACCAUGAUCAGUAAAUAAAGUUGUAGGGUGGCAUAGAGAGUGGAAAUAAUCAAUAAAACUUUUUAACAAAAAUUGUUAUCUGGUUCUUUCACCUCCUGUAAAUUUUAUAUAUUACACUCGAUAUGGCUUAUAGUGUGAAAAUCAAAAACAAAUUGGAAGAAAUUAUAAUUUCCAAAGAAAACUUUACUCAGAUUUGUAGAUCUUGUUUGUUUGGAAAUGCAGAGACACAUUUGUUUGAGUUUGAAUACGAAGGCAACAUGUUGAGCACUAUUUACACAUCGCUUUAUUCAGUAGAGAUAUCGAAAAACGACGGUUUGCCAAGUAGUAUAUGCCAGAACUGUGUGGACAAUAUCAAAUUGUUUAAUUCUUUUAAGACGACUGUUUUAAAUUCAGAGAAUAUAUUAAAAAAUAUUUGUGAUAAGGAGUUUGAAACUAGGCCAACCCAAAAAAAAGAUUGCGACUUUUCUGAAAAUGCAGAUCCAAAACCGAUCAACAGUCCAAAUGAGCAAAAAGUUGAAAAAGAAGAAUUGCCUGCUUGCUGUACCAUUUGCAAUAAAACUGUCAGUACAGAUAGGAUAGCAAGGCACAUGAAGCUACAUAGCAAGACUGGAGAAUCCUAUCAGUGCGAGAUUUGCGGCAAAAAAUACCAAACCCGGAGAAACCUGGCCCGGCAUAAACUGUCCCACACUGGUUUGCCUCACGUUUGCGAACUCUGUGGCAGAGGUUUCCGCGAAUCCCAUCUAUUAAAAGAGCACCACAACAUCCAUAGUGGCGUCCAUCCCUACCUCUGCAGCCUGUGCGGCAAACGUUAUCCUACCAGCAGCGCCCUGAGGCUCCAUAAGCGGUACACGCAUCAGGGCAUAAAACCGAAGGUUUACAGGUGCCCCAAGAAAGCAAAUACCCAGUCGAAAACGAAUAGGGGAGGCGGCUCUUUCCCAUGCGAGAUAUGUGGCAAAGUAUAUGCGUCCAGGACUAUCGUGAAUUACCACAUUUUGACUCAUAGCGACGAGAAAAAGUUCCAGUGCAACGCCUGCGGGAAAAUGUUUGCAAACAAGAGCAUAUUAGGGGAUCACCGGCGGAUCCACCGAAUGUCCUACAAGUGCAAGUUUUGCGAACGCACUUUUGCGUACGCGGCGUCGCUCGAAACGCAUCUGAAUUCCCAUACCGGUGCCAAACCACAUGCUUGUACGUUGUGUGACAAAAGGUACUCGAACCGGAGCCAUUUGAGGGAACACGUACGUCAGCAUACGGGGGAACGACCCUACACGUGCGACGAAUGCGGCAAAAAGUUCGCCGUGCGCGGGAACCUCAACAGUCAUCGCAGGACGUGCAAAUGACACGCGCU
Messenger RNA from Cylas formicarius (sweet potato weevil), 1494 nucleotides. RefSeq names its product zinc finger protein 62 homolog. NCBI's taxonomy places the organism in Eukaryota, Metazoa, Arthropoda, Insecta, Coleoptera, Brentidae. Bases 272 to 1486 code for a protein of 404 amino acids. Gene Ontology annotation, biological process: regulation of transcription by RNA polymerase II. The transcript has 5 exons. Gene Ontology annotation, molecular function: RNA polymerase II transcription regulatory region sequence-specific DNA binding; DNA-binding transcription factor activity, RNA polymerase II-specific; zinc ion binding. Gene Ontology annotation, cellular component: nucleus. The record is from RefSeq and is a predicted model, not a curated record.